Messenger RNA from Aspergillus nidulans FGSC A4, 671 nucleotides. RefSeq lists its product as uncharacterized. The transcript has a single exon. Lineage: Eukaryota; Fungi; Ascomycota; Eurotiomycetes; Eurotiales; Aspergillaceae. The record is from RefSeq and is a predicted model, not a curated record. Bases 34 to 489 code for a protein of 151 amino acids.
ACAAAAGGCCGAUAUCAAGCCGUAUAAGCUCACAUGGCCAAGCCUCAUUGCUCGUCGCGGUCCGGGCUCCUCGCACUGCCUCGUGGGGGAUCAGGACAGCCAGGGUACGGCACUCAAUCGUCAAGUAACGUUGUGGGAGACAUUGAUGUGCGCGCGUCGACUCACAAACUCAACCGCAAGGACAAUUCUGCCGAUAAGGGAGACACUCUUAGACCGGAAUUCAGUGGGGAUCCUGACUCGGAAGUGGAAAACAACAAGUUCGCCUUCUCGCCCGGCCAGCUGGAUAAACUCUUGAACCCUAAGAACUUCGGCGCUUUUGGCGCUUUUGGUGGAUUACGCGGGCUGGAAAAUGGUUUACGGACCAACGUGCAGAGCGGCCUGAGCAUGGACGAAACCGUGUUGGAUGGUAUGGUGAAUUUCAACGAGGCGGUUUCGCGGACCUUCGUGCCAGCACCCAAGUCUGCCUCUCCAGCCCCAUUGGCGCCAUAGCACAUAACCGGACUAUAAUUUCUCCACCAUUAGGGACUUUAUUCGAUAAGCACUUUCAGUGAGGAAAUAUGAACUGAUCUGGUGCUCCUUGAAGUUAGCCUCAGGAUGCGCCUGACUGCCCAAAUUUAUUCUAGCUCCAGCGUACUAGAAUCAGCGAAUAAAUACUUUAGAAGAAGACAUUC